CAAAAUCAGUUCUGUGUGGCCACAGACCUGCCUUUCCAAACUCGUCAUGGUUGCCGUUCCGUGAGCUGCUUGAAGUCCAGAAUGAUUAGAAAUGGUGGUGGUGAACAUCACUGUAGUCAUGGGAACCAAGACUUUCAGCGACUUCAACUUGGAGAGAAAGCAAGUGCAGAAGAUCAUUGCUCACAAGGAUUACAAGCCACCCCACCUUGACAGCGACCUCUGCCUGCUCCUGCUCGCCACACCGGUCCAAUUUAAUAAGGUCAAGAUACCCAUCUGCCUGCCUCAGAAGGAGAGCUCCUGGGACCGGUGCUGGAUGGCAGAGUGGACAUCUACUCACGGCCACGGCUCAACCAGAGGCUUCAACAUGCACAUGACGAAGCUAAGGGUGGUACAGAUUAACUGGAGAGCAUGUGCCAAGAGGGUGGCUCAGCUCUCCAGGAGCAUGCUUUGUGCCUGGAAGGAAGUAGGCACCAACGGCAAUUGCCAGGGAGAUAGCGGGGCACCCAUGGUCUGUGCUAACUGGGAGACUCGGAGGCUCUUUCAAGUGGGUGUCUUCAGCUGGGGCAUAACCUCCGGUUCCAGGGGGAGACCCGGUAUGUUUGUGUCUGUGGCUCAGUUUAUCCCAUGGAUCCUGGAGGAGACACAGAGGGAGGGAAGAGCCCUCACCCUCUCAAAAGCCUCGAGAAGCCCCUUGACUUGCGUUUCACGACACCCCAUAUUGCUAAGUUUGGGGUCUCAAAUACUGCUUGUUGCCGUGUUUUCCAGGGAUAAAUCAAAUUGCUAAGCUCUG
Molecule: messenger RNA, 790 nt
Organism: Onychomys torridus (southern grasshopper mouse)
Lineage: Eukaryota; Metazoa; Chordata; Mammalia; Rodentia; Cricetidae
Product: serine protease 55-like
Exons: 4
Coding region: 92-784 (230 amino acids)
Biological process (GO): proteolysis
Molecular function (GO): serine-type endopeptidase activity
Source: RefSeq, a predicted model, not a curated record